AAUAUUAAAGUAUUGGACUGAUGUGCCUACUACCGAUCAGACCAAAUAAUUUUGGGAAAUUGAACUUAUUGUGGAUAUUUUGUGUUUUAUUGAUUGACUAAUACAUGCAUUACGAUUAUUCUUUUGUUUUCGCUGUAAACGCGGUUAUAAAAUUGCAUACUUUGUGAGUUAUUUUAGUAAUCAGUGACAUUAAGAGUGAAGUGCCUAAUUUGAAAAUGGAGGCUAUAGCAAAACACGAUUUCACUGCAACUGCGGAUGAUGAACUCAGUUUCAAGAAAAACCAGGUUCUCAAAAUACUAAACAUGGAGGAUGAUAUGAAUUGGUAUAGGGCAGAAUUAGAUGGCAAGGAGGGUCUCAUUCCUAGUAAUUAUAUUCAAAUGAAAAAUCAUAGUUGGUAUUAUGGUAGAAUAACAAGAGCAGAUGCAGAAAAACUUUUAGCAAAUAAGCCUGAAGGUGGAUUCCUCAUAAGGAUUAGUCAAUCUAGCCCUGGAGAUUUUUCAUUAUCUGUCAAAUGCCCCGAUGGCGUGCAACAUUUCAAAGUGCUCAGGGAUGCAUCGAGCAAGUUCUUCCUAUGGGUUGUGAAGUUUAACUCUUUGAAUGAGCUCGUCGAUUAUCACCGCACCGCGUCAGUCAGCCGCUUGCAGGAUGUUAAACUGCGAGAUGUCGUUCCUGAAGAGAUGCUGGUGCAGGCGCUGUACGACUUCACGCCGCAGGAGGCCGGCGAGCUGGAGUUCAGGCGCGGCGAUGUGAUCACGGUGCUCGACCGCUCCGACCAGCAUUGGUGGCAGGGCGAGAUCGCGCACCGCCGCGGCCUGUUCCCGGCGUCGUACGUGACCGCGUACCACUCAUAGCUCCGGGAGCGCAACACGCUCCGCCUCCCCGUGCCCUCCGUGCUCGCACCACCCUCUGUCUAAAUCCCUUACAUAGCGGACGCCAUCGAAACUAUAUGCUGAUGCCUUUCUCUUUUG
This is a messenger RNA of Zerene cesonia (dogface butterfly), 968 nucleotides long. RefSeq names its product growth factor receptor-bound protein 2 (gene drk). Lineage: Eukaryota; Metazoa; Arthropoda; Insecta; Lepidoptera; Pieridae. The coding region runs from base 216 to 851 and encodes 211 amino acids. The transcript is spliced from 6 exons. The record is from RefSeq and is a predicted model, not a curated record. Gene Ontology annotation, molecular function: protein binding.